GUCUAAAAAUGCAAGGACAACUAAAUUAAGACCUCACAUCUCUCCUGCUUAUGAUGUAACCAUGCAUUUAUCUUAAUUAAAUUAAGCCCCCGCCCCGCCCCGCCCCGCCCCCCGCCUCUUUAUAUAUACUCUCCAUAUUUCCAUCGUCUCAUCGGAUCAAAGCAUACACAAAACCAUGGUAGAAACGGAAGUCACAACGAUGGUGAUUAAGGUUGACCUUGGAUGCGAAAAAUGCCACAAGAAAAUCAAGAGAGUACUGUGUGCUAUCCCUCAAAUCCAGAACCAGAUAUAUGACAAGAAGGCAAACACAGUGACAAUCACUGUGGUGUGUUGCUGUCCUGAAAAGAUCAAGACAAAAAUAUACUGCAAAGGAGGUGAAGCUGUCAAGUGCAUUGAGAUCAAGCCGCCUCCGGAUAAAAAACCACCAAAGCCAGAGCCACAGCCACAGCCAAAGCCACAGCCACAGCCAAAGCCACAGCCAAAGCCAAAGCCACAGCCACAGCCACAGCCACAGCCAGAGCCUAAACCGCAUCCACAGCCACAGCCUAAACCGCAUCCUGAGUGCCCAACACCCCGAAGGACUUGUUGUGAUGAAUGCUACCGAGGGAUUAGUGGAGGCCCAUGUUAUCAUGACUUCUGUAUGCCAACACGUCCAUGUUAUGUACCUUGUGGAAGGCCAGUGUGUGAUAUAUGGGAAGUUGGUGGUUGUAGUUGCCGAAGUAGGGGUUACUAUUUGUGUAGAUGUGAAUAUGUUUAUGAAGACUAUCCCCCGACAUGCAAGAUCAUGUGAAGGAAAAGUUCAGAAGACCGAUGAUUUGAGUCAACGUCCAACAUCAACCAUUGGAUUCAAAUCCAGUGGUCAUGAUGGGCCCUACUGUUGUGUUUAUAAUACCAUCCCUUUUGUGAUGCUGCUGUUGUUUUGACCUCUUUCAUCUAGAUGAUGCGCAACUUUGUGCCUAGCUAGUAUUUUCAAGUCAGUGGUCACAGUUUUUCCAUUGUUGAUGGCUUGUAACAUGUUUGGUCAGCAAAUAUGGGAGGCUUUACUACCUAGUCUUUGUUUUUUAUGCUAUCUUAUAUUCGUAUA
Molecule: messenger RNA, 1084 nt
Organism: Populus euphratica (Euphrates poplar)
Lineage: Eukaryota; Viridiplantae; Streptophyta; Magnoliopsida; Malpighiales; Salicaceae
Product: keratinocyte proline-rich protein-like
Exons: 3
Coding region: 176-790 (204 amino acids)
Molecular function (GO): metal ion binding
Source: RefSeq, a predicted model, not a curated record